Molecule: messenger RNA, 3786 nt
Organism: Aspergillus nomiae NRRL 13137
Lineage: Eukaryota; Fungi; Ascomycota; Eurotiomycetes; Eurotiales; Aspergillaceae
Product: putative nuclear pore complex subunit Nup133
Exons: 7
Biological process (GO): transcription-dependent tethering of RNA polymerase II gene DNA at nuclear periphery; protein import into nucleus; poly(A)+ mRNA export from nucleus
Cellular component (GO): nuclear pore outer ring
Molecular function (GO): protein binding; structural constituent of nuclear pore
Source: RefSeq, a predicted model, not a curated record
AAAGACUGUACUUUAUUUGCCUAAAAUAUACCUCUCCUCUUCCUCUAAAUCUCGGUUCUCUAAUGGCUUAGGUACAAUACGAUUCUGCGGCGGCCAUAUUCACGUUUUCCUGAGUCUCUGACAAUGUUUUUGCCAAAAGCCGCGAUCUCGUCGGCAUCCUCCUUGCGCAAUCCUCGAAGACGCCAACGUACAAGCUCUGAUGAACCUGUCAACCCUCCAAAAGCCAAAAGACAACGGUCCAGUUUGCGCCAUGGUAGUUCAGAUAUUUGUUUAGAGGACCAAAGUGAGCUGCGCGAGCAUGGAAAUUGUUCAACUACACUUGCUUCCCAAGACCUCGACACCGCAGACAAUGCUACUUUUCAAGAGAGCAUGCCAAUUAGAGGUCCAAAGAAGCUAGAGAGGCGAGGCGAAGCUGAUGGGACCAUUGUCCUCUCUAAAACUGACUUUUACAAUGUUUUGCAAUUACCGGCUCUGCCAGAUCAGAUCCGCGGACUACAAUCAGGCAAGGAGCCAAAUGGGCCACUUCCUCUUGGAAUCCUACUAUCUACUGUAACAGCUGGGAUUCCAGGCCUUAUGAUCGUCGCUCCUGACACAGGGAAUAUCACAUACUGGGAAACUGUCUCAUGUGCUGCAUCACUGGGCCUGGCCAGACAGAAGCAGAAGACCUUCCAGGGGUGCAUACCUAAUCUACUCUCAGGUGAGCACAUCACAGAUCUCGUGAAUGGCGAGCCUUCUGGUAUCAUCGUUACAUUAUCGUCUGGGAGGGUUGCUCAUAUCACCGUUCGGGAUCCACAAGGAAAGCCGACAGUGACUGUCAAUUCUUGCGAAAUACGUCCGGGCUUGCGAGACAUUAUAAUCGCUACAUCAGGCGGUCUUUUUGAAAUCUGGGAUACACAUUGGAAUAACGGGAGUAUAUUGAAGAAACAGUUUGAUAUUAUAGAUGACCUAUGUCGUCACCUUGGUACGGAAGAUUCGAACAGAUCUGACGACUCCAACAUCAAGAUCUUGGACUUUUCACUCAUGCCAGCUGAGUGCAAUGUUCGUGAGCUACCAGGUAGCGUGUCGGUAGCAUCCUGGCAUCUCUCACUCAUUGUAACUCAAUCUGGGAUGGGUUCGCAAAGCAUGUCCCUUGUGCAAGUCAAUCUAGCCGAGGAAGUCCAUAUCCUGUCUUCCCACCCUAUUGAUUUGCAUGGGGUCUCGGCGGGUCUUGAUUCAAAACCGAAAUUAUAUCUCCCGAAGCCAGGUGAUAUGGCAUUUGUUUUAGUGGAUUACUCUGUUAUACUCUUAUCGUUGAGUUCAACCGAGCACCAGUCCGCGCAACCUCAACAACAGCGGGUGUUCCAGGACUCUAUCAGUUUCCGCUCAGGAAAGGCCUUUGAAAUUUUAGGCAGCGGCUUUGAAGACAAAAACAAUGAGAACUCGUGCCCCGCAUGUCUAAUAAUGGUCCGUGAUUUUGGUACCAUCCGCAUUACAGCUUUACCACACUAUGACUCGUGUUCCACCGCUGAAUGUGUUCGAAUCACUGCUAAGCAAAAGAUCGAACAAGCCAUAUUCUAUGGUACCAUGCUCGGAAAUCCACUGAAUUUGAACAAUAAGAGUAGCCUGGACUUCUCUGUCGCGGAUAUCGAGCAAGCCGCGUUGGAUAUUUGCAGAGAGUUGCUUCAGUCUACAUCAAAGUUCAUCCCAGCGACAGCAAUCUCCUUAGAACAGAAUCUACGAUCGAGAGCAAAAGCUUUGGAUGACCUGGCAUACCUUUUGGUGCAACAAAAUAAGGCAUUGAGUCAACAAACCUGGUGGGAGUUAUUGUGGGGCGCGGAGAAACUUGCGGCUCAGAGGGCUAUGUGGAAGAUAGAAGAAAGUUCUAGGAAAUUGAAGGGCAAGGGACCUACGUUUCUUGCUCAUGUUAUCAAUUCGAUGAGUGACAAAUUUAAAACACGAGUCGAAAAGCAAGACGGCGAGGUUGACCCCGUCCGCAACUGGUUUCUCCACGAUACAUUCCAGAUGGAGCAUGUUGUUCCAUGGAUUUUCAAUGCCAUUAAGCCAAAGAAAGGGCAUUCGUCGAGACAGGGACGAAAGAUGUCAGAACAAAUACUAGAAGCAAGUGAGCUUUCUCUGGCGGUCUUGGAGACCGCAUUCAGAUACCGCGAUGAGCACGCUAGUCGGUACGGUAUCCGCGAUGGAUAUCUCGAAGAUGGCGUACUAGUUACCGGCUUCAAAGACCUACCGGAAUUUUGGACGUCUCAGAAUUUCAGUUAUGUUGAAACAGGCCAUUUGUUGGAUCUAGAACUCGAUAGCCAAAUGCAUUGUGAGCGGGUUCGGUGGCUCUCUGCCCAAGAGGACCCAAAACUGGUCGAUGAGGGCAUCGCUACUGAGCACGCCCAUGUUAAACAACGCAAGUGGCGACUCUUCAAACUUGCCGGUAUUGGAAGAUUGGAGGAUGCAAUUACGUUGGCGGAAAAGUUUCGAGACAUGAGUGCAUUGGUAGAGCUCAUCAUUGAGCUCCAAGAUCAAACAAAGGGCGAAAUUCUCCCCCAAAAUUCCCGAAACGAUGCAUCAGAUUCUAUCAACUGCUGGAUCAAUGAUGUAAUUGGUGAAAUUGACUACAGCGCCGCCGCUCAGUCGCUGGAGAAACUCGCAAUAGGGGUGGAAUCUGAUUUAUGGAGUCAUCGUGUCGAACUGUCCCUAGCGAAGCUUGCCAAACUAGCAACGUGGGAAGAGACCAAUAUAUCGAGUCAUUCUGGUUUUCACAACGACAUACGGCAUUUAGAAGAUCUCUCUGAAAUAGAUGCCGUCCAAGAACUCAUUUACGCCUGUAUUUCCCCCGCGUUGCAGGGUGCAAUUGAUCAAAGAGCCGAGGCCGACCUAGCAAUUGACCACUUUGGAAAAAGGAUUGCUGAGGAUAGGCCUUCCCUGCAUGAACUACUCAGUGAAACCCUCACCAAAGUUGUCACUAGGCAAAUCAUUGACAUUUAUGAACUGGUCGAUAUAUUGACGUUAAUGGAUUCUGACCAAGCAUCGGAAUAUAGCCAAUCAGAAUUAUCCGGGAAAGAGUUCUACCUAGCCUUGCGUGUCAUCCGUCUCGGAACUUAUGCUCAGCAAGGUUCACUCAACCCUAUUACUAUGCAGAAGCUGGUGUGGCGACGGUGUAUGAUAAAAGACAACUGGGUGGCUACAGGACGGGCGGCCGAGAGCAUGGACAAUGAAAGCGAGCCCUUCAUUUACGACACAGCCCUUUUCCGUACUCUGGGUCUAUGUCUAAAGGACAGAUACAACGAAGACGCUAGCUACGCAUCUCUGUACAUUCCAAGCUCUCCACAUGAUGUUUUUCUAAACGGAUCGGACUCUGAAGUUCUCUCGGCACGCUUUCGUCCAGAGCAACGAACACGAAUCAUGCAUGAUCUUGAAAGGGAGAAUGAAAUGCUACAUCAAUAUGUGGGGAAAGGAAGGCUUGACUUUUGGUUCAAAAAUCUUCGCGCCUCUGCAGAAGAGUCCGCAUCAACCCCAAUCCAUCCGACUUUUACUUUGGAGGAAUCCAACCACAACAACCAGCAGGAGGAGCGGUCCCCACAACAAAGGGAGGGGUCUAGUAAAGCGCGAUUAAAUUGGCUUUAACCUUUGAUUGGUCCCGGUUGCACAAUGCUAAACAAGCUUAGACGGCUAUGUCAGCGCGAUUACCUAUGCACUUGCAGCUAUUAUAUGUAAUUUGACCGAAUACAGAGGCAGAUUUUGUUAUCACGGUCCUCGUAUUUCUGCUAAUUAUCUACUUGUCCAUCACUUGUUAAGACA